Caenorhabditis remanei is the source of this 1026-nucleotide messenger RNA. RefSeq lists its product as uncharacterized. Gene Ontology annotation, molecular function: serine-type endopeptidase activity. Gene Ontology annotation, biological process: proteolysis. NCBI's taxonomy places the organism in Eukaryota, Metazoa, Nematoda, Chromadorea, Rhabditida, Rhabditidae. The coding region runs from base 1 to 1026 and encodes 341 amino acids. The record is from RefSeq and is a predicted model, not a curated record. The transcript is spliced from 9 exons.
AUGAACUUAAUUGUAAUCAUCUGUCUAAUUGCACUUGUUGAAUCUCGGAAAUUGACGACCGAAGAGAAUGAGAAACGUCUCGAAGUAUGUGGAUUGACUGGGAAACCAAAAGUGUUCAAUGGGAGGCCGACGAAAAGCAGCGAAGCGCCAUGGUCCGUCAUGGUUAUGACCAAAAAAGGAGAUGAGGAAGGUGGAUUUUGUACGGGAACGAUUCUAUCGCCAAGACAUAUUUUAUCAGCGACACAUUGUGCUGCAACUGGAGAUGAGAACGAAUGGACGCAUACAGAUGUGAAGUUUCCGUCGCCGAAGGAGAAAUGUGGAGAGCAUGACAACCUCAUCGUAACAGAAGUGGCAGCCAGCAGAGUUCAUGUGAGUAGCAGAAAUUUGACUCUAUUGGGAAGAGCCAAAUAUCUGCACAUGUUCCAAUUCUGUCGUGUAGUCAAUAAAGGCGAGUAUGAAGUACAGUAUGCAGACGAUAUUAUGAUUAUUGAGUUGGCAGAUGAUAUUGAGUAUUCGGAGAAUGUUCAGCCCGCCUGUACUGCAAGAGACACAAUUGACAAUGAAAUCGGAACACAAUUGGACUUCUUCGGAUAUGGAGACAACCCACCUGCCGACAUGCCAAAAAGUCCACCCAGAACGAGAAACGAGAUACUUUUGCUGCAUCACAAAACCUAUGUGUCGCAUAUGGUCAAAGAUGGCUAUCAAUUCAGUAUGGACUCGAGAAUCUUUGCGACGAAAAGUGUGAAAAUGAAUACGAUCGCGUGUCCGGGCGACUCUGGUGGUGGUGCAAUCAGAAAAAUUGAUGGAAGGAAUACGGUGGUUGGAGUGGCUAUGCGAGGUAGUUGUGAAAAAAUGGUACGAGGAAGAGAUGGAUUCGAAAUUCACGCAUCUGUUGGUUAUAAUCAUGAUAAUAUUUGUGAAUCGACUGGAAUUUGUAAUCCUCCGAGACCGGAUUCCAGUCAAUUUAUGAGUUGGAUGCUCGUGUUCAUUGUGGUUUUUAUUGGUGUGUUGUGGCAAGAAAAAUGA